AUGAAUAACCUUGCAAAAGUUGAAUGGGUUUUAAUUUAUGGCGAAUGUCAAAGUAAUGUACGCCUAAUUGCUAUGACGUAUGCCAAACGAUAUCCAGAAAGGUACCAUCUACCUUAUAAUUAUGUUUUACGACUUUUACAAAGGUUAAAAGAGGAAGGAAGAUUUCCUGGCAGACAAAUAAUUCAACAAAGGCGUAGAGCAAAUAUGUUUGAUGACGAUACAGAAUUACAGGUACUAGCAUACAUAAGAGCUAAUCCACGUUUGUCANCGUUCGUCAAUUAGGCAUGUUGCUCGCGAAAUUGGAGUUUCAUAUAGUUAUGUUCAAAAAAUUCUAAAAAAACACAAAAUGCACCCACAUAAAAUCGUUUUGUCCAACAUUUGCGUGCAGGAGUUUCUAUUCGUAGGUUGGAAUUUAUAGCUUGGUUCAAUAUUAAAUUGUAUGAUAACUCUUUAAUUAUCAAUCAUAUUCUUUGGAGUGAUGAAUCAAAAUUCACUAAUAAUGGCAUUAUGAAUAAACAAAAUCAUCGAUGCUAGGAUGACACAAACCCACACUGGUCACGUGAAACUAAUUAUCAAACGGUUUGGGGAAUUAAUGUAUGAUGUGGGUUAGUUGGUGGAAAGCUAAUAGGACCGUUCUUUUACGAUGGUAUGCUUAAUGGCAGACGAUAUAUUAAUUUCUUAACCAAUGAACUACCAAGAUUGUUGGAUGAUGUUUCAUUAGACACACGGAGCCGUAUGUUUUUCCAGCAAGAUGGAGGACCAGCCCACAAUGCAAUUAUUGUUAGACGAUAUUUAAAUUAAAUAUUUCCAAACCGCUGGAUUGGUACUUAUGGUGUCGUUCCUUGACCUGCGCGAUCCCCAGAUUUGACGCCACUAGAUUUUUUUUUAUGGGGAUAUUUGAAGACUGUGGUUUAUGCAAAUCCACCUGUCAAUCUUCAGGAUUUAAAAAACAAAAUACAGGCAGCAUGUGAUAUUUUAAGUGAGGAGCAAAUCAAGGCGGCAACUCCAACUGAAUUUUUAAGACGACUUGAAUCAUGUAUAGAACACAAUGGUGAACAUUUUGAACAAUUCAUACGAUAA
This is a messenger RNA of Cinara cedri, 1080 nucleotides long. The record is from the annotation of a GenBank genome assembly. Lineage: Eukaryota; Metazoa; Arthropoda; Insecta; Hemiptera; Aphididae.